AUGGAACAGAAAAAUGAGAGAAGGCCACACGGACAACAAAACCCAAACAGCAACCCCAAGAAGAAAGGCCCACUCAAAGUCGUCCACAUAACAAACCCCAUCAAGUUCACGGCCACUGCCUCCGAAUUCCGGGCCCUCGUCCAGGAGCUCACUGGCCGAGACUCCGGACCGCCGGAUUCUGCCGGGCCCACGGCGGUUCGUGUCGACUCCAGCCGGCAUGGAGCGGAGGAAAGGCCCACAAAGGGGCACGAUGUUUGCGAAGGGGCACGAAACGGGCCGAGUCUGGUGGGAUUCGGGUCGGGUUAUGAAUACGGACAUGAUGGAGUUUUUGACCCGGUCAAGAUGGAGGAUAGCUUUCAGGGGCUAAUGGCUUCUGAGUUUUGGAAUGAAGGUGCAGAUGAUAUAUCUUGA
This is a messenger RNA of Striga hermonthica, 411 nucleotides long. The record is from the annotation of a GenBank genome assembly. Lineage: Eukaryota; Viridiplantae; Streptophyta; Magnoliopsida; Lamiales; Orobanchaceae.